This is a messenger RNA of Terrapene triunguis (Three-toed box turtle), 3376 nucleotides long. RefSeq names its product sterol O-acyltransferase 1 (gene SOAT1). The transcript has 16 exons. Gene Ontology annotation, cellular component: endoplasmic reticulum membrane. Bases 53 to 1741 code for a protein of 562 amino acids. The record is from RefSeq and is a predicted model, not a curated record. NCBI's taxonomy places the organism in Eukaryota, Metazoa, Chordata, Testudines, Emydidae. Gene Ontology annotation, biological process: cholesterol metabolic process; cholesterol efflux. Gene Ontology annotation, molecular function: cholesterol binding; cholesterol O-acyltransferase activity; fatty-acyl-CoA binding.
AUGACAGAAGUUCAGCUGCCCUGAUCUGUGUGGAAAGGUUAAAAGACUGGAGAUGUUUAGACUUGGGACCCUGACUACAAUGGUAGGUGAAGAUUAUACUUCCAUAAGACACCGCCAGCCGAGUUCUACGGGACACGGGACCCCUGAGAAGAAUGAAAUGCAGAAGAGAUCUGAGGCAGAGAAGCCAUUCCAAAACUCAAGCAAUGGUUGGGUUGAUGUCGACCAUGGGAUAACAAAGAAAAUGCAGCUAAUAGCAGAGGCUGAGGAGUUGAAGCCGGCAUUCAUGAAGGAGGUGGACAGUCACUUUACAGAGUUUGUGAACCGUUUGAUAGCAAAGUCUGUGCUUCUGGAAUCCUCCACAGCAACAUCCACCUUCCCUGUAGCUACCUGCUCAGAGAGAGACCUGCACAAAACCAAGGGCUUGAGAGCACCUCCAGAACAUGGAAAGCUCUUUACUGCUAGGAGGUCCAUCUUGGAUGAGCUGUUUGAAGUGAACCACAUCCGGACAAUCUACCACAUGUUCAUCGCUCUCCUCAUCCUCUUCAUUCUCAGCACACUUGUAGUAGACUUUAUUGAUGAAGGAAGGCUGGUGCUUGAAUUUGAUCUUUUGGUCUUCGCUUUUGGCAAGUUUCCUGUUGUCAUUUCCACCUGGCUCUGCAUGUUUCUGUCCACGUUCAUUUUACCCUAUGGCCUCUUCCUGCAGUGGGCCCAGGGCCACUGUUGUUCCUCCCACCGGAAAAUCCGCUCCCUCUUCUUCGGGAUGCUCUUCAUGCUCUUCCAAAGCAUCGGGCUUGGGCUUGGGCCAACGUAUGUUGCUGUGUCGUAUGCUCUACCUCCAGCCUCUCGGUUCGUUAUAAUACUUGAACAGGUUCGUCUAAUUAUGAAGGCUUAUUCAUUCAUUAGGGAGAAUGUUCCUCGGGUCCUGUCUUCAGCCAAGGAGAAGUCGAGCACCGUCCCAGUUCCCCAAGUUACCCAGUAUCUGUACUUCCUCUUUGCUCCCACCCUCAUCUACAGGGACAACUAUCCGAGGAAUCCCAUGAUAAGAUGGGGUUAUGUAGCUACCAAGUUUGCACAGGUGAUUGGUUCGCUUUUUUAUGCCUACUACAUCUUUGUGCGACUCUGCAUCCCUCCAUUUCGGAACAUAAGUCAGGAACCCUUCAAUCUGCGAGGGCUGGUCCUCUGCAUUUUCAAUUCCAUCCUGCCAGGCGUUCUGAUUCUCUUCUUGGUCUUCUUUGCAUUCCUUCACUGCUGGCUUAAUGCAUUUGCUGAGAUGCUGCGCUUUGCAGACAGAAUGUUCUACAAGGAUUGGUGGAACUCCACAUCGUAUGCAAACUAUUACCGAACAUGGAAUGUGGUGGUACAUGACUGGCUGUAUUACUACGCUUACAGGGACUUUCUGUGGUUCUUUGGUAAGAAGUUCAAAGCUGCUGCUAUGCUGUCUGUCUUUGCUGUCUCAGCUGCCGUACACGAGUAUGUCCUGGGAGUCUGCUUUGGUUAUUUUUAUCCAGUCCUCUUCUGCCUCUUCAUGUGCUUUGGAAUGGUUUUCAACUUCAUUCUUAAUGACCGUCGGAAAGGGCCCAUUUGGAAUGUGAUCAUGUGGACCUCUCUCUUCCUGGGCCAAGGUGUCAUAAUUUGCCUUUACAGUCAGGAGUGGUAUGCACAUCAGUAUUGCCCCCUGAAAAAUCCCACGUUCCUGGACUAUGUGAAACCACGUUCCUGGGAUUGUCAUAUUCAGAUUUAAAACCAUUAAACCCAGCUUUCAUCUUACCUCCCAUAUCUGAAGAUCAGCCUGUGCUCCUCCAAGGACAGGGACCAAUGACAUAAUUCACUUCAAAUCUUUUUUAAGGGAAGUUGUGCCUCCAGAUUAUUGGAGAUAAACUGUUUUUGUAACUUUACUGAGGCAGCCCAGUUGAAGUGGACUGCAGCAGGCGUCCAGGUAGCUCUCAUUGCACACUGCUCUAGUCAGUCAUUCCCAUGUCAGUCAUGAAACACUGAGAUGAAGGUCAUGUCCAUUGGAAUUUUGCUACUCUUCAUCCAGACAGUAGAUCGUCUGGUCAGACUAAGUAGAGCUCAGCGGUAGCCUCUGUCCAUCUGUUUCUUAGACAUUCCUUCAGAGUUGUUUUCUCCUUCAGUAACUGGAGACGUCUACAGAAUUUGUAUGCUCUUUGGAACCCUCCUUGUUGCUAUGGUAGUAUUAUGUGACAGAGCAACAUGUCUUUGCAUCAUAGUCCAAGUAAUGGUGGAUGGCUUUCUGUGUCCUCUGUCUGGAAUUACUUUCCACAGACAGUACAUAGGGAUUGAAAAUGGGCUGGGGAAAGUUAAUUUUUAAUGCUGAAGACUUUUUCUUUCUGUGGUUGCAGUGAAUGAUCAGUUGCUACUGGCUAUAUGAAAAUAUUUGCUAUACUCAAAAGUAGGGCCCUGAGUGCAUACAUUCUUAAAAAAACAAAAACUUUUAUUAUACUAAAAAAGCUUAAGAUUGGCCUCUAAAUCACAAGAGCCUGACCUCUUUGGCUGUCAGAAUUCCAACUACAGCUCUUAUGCCCCUUGGCUUUUUCCUAUUGUGCUCUGAAGCUCAUGUGACUAUGAGCAGUAGGAGUUUGCUUUUUCUGACAACUUCCCUCCCUGUAGCCCCUAGACUAAUCAGUUAUCUUAGGGGGAUACAAAACUGUCAAAUUAAAGUGAAAAGUUGUUACUGUGCAUGUGCACUUACUAUUCUGUAUAUGUUAGUAUGCAUUGAGUAUUAUGGAGCAGUUUGAAAAAAUCCCAUUGAUUUCAGUGAUUUGUAUUCUCAUUCAAAUGGCUCCACUGUAUACAAUGCCCAUUAAUCUUGCCACAUGUUGACAAGAUGCUCCAUAAUGGCUUCCUGACACAAAAGCAGUUGGAAAUAAGGGGAUGAAUCAAAGCCUUCCCCCCACACUCCCAUCACUCUAAAUCACUACUUUUACAAUGGAAAGCCACAUCUCCCUUGGACUGUUGCAUCAAAAAUAUAUGGAGUCAGGAAAAGUUCAUGCCCUGCUUUGGGAGGGAGAGGGGACCAUUGCACUGCUACAAGGAGAGAGACUCUGAUAAAUGGAUAUUCAAACUGGGAAUAUUCUCUUUACCACAGCAGUUGCACAUGAUUGUAUCUAAUUGAAGUUCCCUUCCAGUUACUGUCUGCUUCCCUUUCUAUAUGGAGAUGUCAGUUCUGCACUCUAGGUUACAAAUUAGUUCAGAAACUAACCAUAUAACUCCUGUUUAUCUGAAUGGCAUUUAUUCAUUUAAGUGAUGCACAUCAGGGACACAAUUGAAUUGUAUCCUACAGUAAUUACAACUUCCAUUGCAGGAAGGAGCUGAGUGGUAGAGAACAACUUGGCUUUCAUUAAGUACUGUAAUUUCA